Ambispora leptoticha is the source of this 885-nucleotide messenger RNA. Lineage: Eukaryota; Fungi; Glomeromycota; Glomeromycetes; Archaeosporales; Ambisporaceae. The record is from the annotation of a GenBank genome assembly.
AUGGUAACCAAUUUAGUGGAAGUUCAAAAAGAGACGACACAUCGGCCAAAACAAAGUGUUAAUUUACCCACAACCUCGUCAUUAGAGUCUGCUUUAACUACCCUAGAGUCGAAAAGUCCCGUCAAUUUAACACCGAUUACCAAUUUCUUUCGACAAGAAUUUAUAUCACGUUUUGCGGUAAUUGAGAACUGGUAUGCUAGCACUUGGUUGCAUAGACAACUGGUGCGUCUCGGCAUACCAGAACUUUACUUGUCAGUCACGAUUGCCAUAAGUAUACUGAUGGUCACGCGACACCUUUACAAAAGAUCUCUUUAUCUUUUUUCCAACUUGGUGGGAGUUGUAUAUCCUGCUUGUCGCUCGAUAAAGGUCUUGGACGAAGUGACGGCAAAUCAAAUGGAUAAUGCAGAAAAUAUCGCUGAGCAAAAGCAAUGGCUCACUUAUUGGACCAUUUAUGGGUGUAUUCAAAUCGUUGACAAUUGGUCGAAAUGGUUCUUGGAAUUGUUCCCAGGAUAUAAUUUUUUCAAAUUAGUCUUUUUAUAUUGGGCGCAACAUGACCGAUCCAAAGGAGCCAGUGUUAUUUUCGAGCAUGUUAUUAAACCUCUGAUACAUAAUCCAUCAUCGAAUGUAAAGAGAGAAAUGAAAGCAAGACAACGACAACGACAAAAUCCACAAGAUCAGAUACGAAAAUCCCUGGAAAAUAUUUCUUCUAAUGUGGUUCCUGCAGCUUCAGGUGGGGUUAAUGGUGGUGGGGCGUCGGUUCCUGGUACUAUUACCCCUCCUUCUUAUCCUGAAACUUCCUCUGAAGAAAUAGAUAUUUGGCAGCGUGGCUAUUCUGAAGUAAAUGAGGGUGAGGUGAAGCCUUAUAGGUUGAAUAAUGAUCUGUAA